Molecule: messenger RNA, 5294 nt
Organism: Oncorhynchus tshawytscha (Chinook salmon)
Lineage: Eukaryota; Metazoa; Chordata; Actinopteri; Salmoniformes; Salmonidae
Product: sodium bicarbonate cotransporter 3
Exons: 25
Coding region: 180-3536 (1118 amino acids)
Biological process (GO): regulation of intracellular pH; bicarbonate transport; transmembrane transport
Cellular component (GO): basolateral plasma membrane; plasma membrane; apical plasma membrane
Molecular function (GO): monoatomic anion transmembrane transporter activity; solute:inorganic anion antiporter activity; sodium:bicarbonate symporter activity
Source: RefSeq, a predicted model, not a curated record
UUUUUCCGUGCACCUCUCACUUUCUUUCUCCACCUCUUCUUCACACUUGUGGGAUGGUCUUUGGGAGAUACAUGGCUAUCUGGAGAUGCAUAGAUUCUGAACGCACUGUGGAAGCUUAACCUAGGAUACCCUUCCAGUAAAAACAGAAGUUACCCUGCCUGCGGUGAUGCUUCCCAGUUAUGGAGAAGGGGGAAGGAGAGCAUGUGUGGCAGACGGGGAACGAUGACGAGGCGGUGGUGGACCUGGGGAAGACUAGCUCCACCAUUCACACCAACUUUGAGAAAGAGGAGCUAGAGAGUCACAGAGCGGUCUAUGUGGGUGUCCAUGUUCCCCUGGGCAGAGAGACCAAACGGAGGCACCACCGCAGCCACCGCGGCCACAGACACCACCGCAAGAGGAGAGACCGCUCGGACCAUGAAGAUGGACGAGAGUCUCCUUCCUAUGACACCCCGUCCCAGCGUGUCCAGUUCAUCCUGGGGACAGAGGAUGAUGAUGAAGAGCACAUGCCCCACGACCUGUUCACUGAGCUGGACGAGCUGUUCUUCCGGGACGGACACGUCUACGAGUGGAGGGAGACAGCCAGGUGGUUAAAGUUUGAGGAAGACGUGGAGGAUGGAGGGGAGCGUUGGAGUAAACCCUACGUAGCCACGCUGUCUCUCCACAGCCUCUUCGAGCUCCGCAGCUGCAUCCUCAACGGCACUGUCAUGUUGGACAUGAGAGCUAACACCAUUGAGGAGAUCGCAGACAUGGUGAUAGACAGCAUGGUGGCGUCAGCUCAGCUGGAGGAGGAGUUGAGGCAGAAGGUGAGGGAGGCCAUGUUGAAGAGACACCACCACCAGAACGAGAAGAAGCUCAGCAACCGCAUCCCUCUGGUGCGCUCCUUCGCUGACAUCGGCAAGAAACAAUCUGACCCACACCUGCUUGAGAGAAACGGCCUCCUGGCAUCCCCCCAGUCAGCUCCUGGGAACCUGGAGAACAGUAAACCGAGUGAGAGCCGCAUCCAUGGAGGAAGCAGAGAGAACAGCACUGUGGACUUCAGCAAGGUGGACAUGAACUUCAUGAAGAAGAUCCCUCCUGGGGCGGAGGCGUCCAACGUGCUGGUGGGAGAGGUGGAAUUCCUGGAGCGACCAAUCAUAGCCUUCAUCAGGCUGUCCCCCGCCGUGCUGCUCACUGGUCUCACUGAGGUGCCCGUACCCACCAGGUUCCUGUUCCUGCUGCUGGGUCCGUUUGGGAAGGGUCCUCAGUACCACGAGAUCGGCCGCUCCAUCGCCACGCUGAUGACAGACGAGGUCUUCCAUGAUGUAGCGUACAAGGCCAAAGACCGGAACGAUCUGCUGUCGGGGAUAGAUGAGUUUCUGGACCAGGUGACCGUCCUACCCCCAGGAGAGUGGGACCCUACGAUACGAAUCGAGCCCCCCAAGAGUGUCCCAUCUCAGGACAAGAGGAAGAUGCCCUCAUUGCCCAACGGCUCUGCCCAUAAUGAGUCCUUCAAGGAAGACCAGCACCAAGCAGGACCAGAGCUACAGAGGACAGGGAGGAUCUUUGGGGGCCUGGUGAUGGAUGUAAGGAGGAAAGCUCCGUUCCUGUGGAGCGAUAUUAGGGAUGCUCUGAGCCUGCAGUGCCUGGCCUCUGUGCUGUUCCUCUACUGCGCCUGCAUGUCCCCUGUCAUCACUUUCGGAGGCCUGCUGGGCGAGGCCACCAAGGGAAACAUUAGUGCGAUCGAGUCGUUGUUCGGGGCGUCUCUGACGGGCGUGGCCUUCUCCAUGUUUGCGGGCCAGCCACUCACCAUCCUGGGCAGCACCGGACCAGUCCUGGUCUUUGAGAAGAUCCUUUUCAAGUUCUGCAGUGACUACGACCUGUCCUACCUGUCCUUGAGGACCAGCAUCGGCCUGUGGACGGCCUUCCUGUGCCUCGUCCUGGUUGCCACGGACGCCAGCUCCCUGGUCUGUUACAUCACCCGCUUCACGGAGGAAGCCUUCGCAGCGCUCAUCUGCAUCAUCUUCAUCUACGAGGCCCUGGAGAAGCUGGUUCACCUGGGGGAACUCUACCCCAUCAACAUGAACAACAAGCUGGACAACCUCACCUUCUACAUAUGUCAAUGUUCUCCGCCGGUUAACGCCACGCCUGAGAUCCAGCAGGUCUGGAACCACAGCGGGGUCGCACCAGAAUCAAUAUCUUGGACCCAACUGGAUGUCGAUGAGUGUUCUAGGCUGCGUGGGGAGUUUAUUGGGCCAGCUUGUGGCCACCAUGGUCCCUACAUCCCUGACGUCCUCUUCUGGUCCGUCAUCCUCUUCUUCACUACCUUCUUCCUCUCCUCCUUCCUCAAGCAGUUCAAGACCAAGCUCUACUUUCCCACCAAGGUACGGUCGACCAUCAGUGACUUCGCGGUCUUCCUGACCAUCAUGAUCAUGGUCCUGGUGGACUACCUGGUGGGCAUUCCCUCCCCCAAACUGAAUGUGCCUGACCGCUUUCAGCCCACGUCUGAGAACCGUGGCUGGCUGAUCUCCCCGCUGGGGACCAACCCCUGGUGGACCAUGCUGGCUGCAGCCAUCCCUGCCCUGCUCUGCACCAUCCUCAUCUUCAUGGACCAGCAGAUCACCGCCGUCAUCAUCAACAGGAAGGAGCACAAACUCAAGAAAGGCUGUGGCUACCAUCUGGAUCUUCUGGUGGUGUCUGUGAUGCUGGGGGUGUGCUCCAUCAUGGGCCUGCCCUGGUUUGUAGCGGCCACCGUGCUCUCCAUCUCCCACGUCAACAGUCUGAAGCUGGAGUCGGAGUGCUCGGCCCCUGGGGAACAGCCCAAGUUCCUGGGGAUCAGAGAGCAGAGGGUCACCAGCUUCAUGAUCUUCAUCCUCAUGGGCUGCUCUGUCUUCAUGACCUCGGUGCUCAAGUUCAUCCCUAUGCCAGUCCUCUACGGGGUGUUUCUCUACAUGGGUGUGUCCUCACUCAAAGGCAUCCAGUUCUUUGACCGUAUCAAGCUGUUCUGCAUGCCAGCUAAGCACCAGCCGGACCUGAUCUACCUGCGCUACGUUCCCCUGUGGAAGGUCCAUGUGUUCACCCUGGUGCAGCUCACCUGCCUGGUGCUGCUGUGGGUCAUCAAGGCGUCCGCCGCCGCAGUCGUCUUCCCCAUGAUGGUGUUGGCCCUGGUGUUUAUACGGAAGCUGCUGGACCUAUGUUUCACCAACAGGGAGCUGAGCUGGUUGGACGACCUGAUGCCUGAGAGCAAGAAGAAGAAGGAGGACGACAAGAAGAAGAAAGCCAAGGAGGAGGCCCAGCGCAUGCUGGAAGUGGAAGAGGGCAUAGCACACCCCUGCGACGGGCCGGGCAUCCUCAAGACCCUCAAAGUCAGUUUGGACCCCUCUAUGGUAAACAUUUCUGAUGAAAUGGCCAAAACUGCCAAUUGGAAGUCUGUCUCCAUGAACUCUGACAGUGCCAAAGCUCUGAAGCAUAGUGGCAGCCAGGUGAAGGUGUCCUGUGUGAAGAUAAACUUGGAGAAUGACCAGGGGGAGAAGUAUGGGGAUGCUGAGACCUCCUUAUGAAGGAGGGACGGGAGGAGCAGGGAGGGUGCCACUUCAGCCUCUAGUCCACCAGGUGGCGUUGUCCUCCUGUCCUCCCACACAGCAGGGGGCAGUGUCCUUCAUGGCCCUGCCCGUUGCCCUAACAGCUGCUACCAUACCAAUGCCAAGGGGGCACACAAAGACACAACCACUUCUACUUAGCCAUGUUUCUUUAGUUCUUAUUGUGAAAUUAGUCCGAGGGAAAUUUGUCUUUUAAUUUUAUCAUCGUUUUAAGGUGAAAAAACAGUAACUUUAGAUUCAGGUGUGCCUUUUUUAAGGAACCACUUGGUCUUCUUGGAAUGACUUUCAUCAGGCUUUUUACCAACAUAUCCAUAAUCUCUGUGAUAUGGUGUACAGUCUGUCCUCGUAACACUUACUUCGAGGGCAAUGCAUUAUGAAUGCAUGUAGUGGCCUCUAUCGCCCUUAGUGCAUUAUAUUAGAAGAGUUGCUGUAAGCAUUUCAAACUUGUCAAGACUGUCCCCAGGUGGUUUAUAGGAAGCAGUAGGCCUAACAGCAGUCCAAGCACCCCGGGUGGCUUGACCACAACGACGGCUACUACUCACAGCACUCUAUCUGGCUCACUCUGAACAAUAGACACUUUCUGUUUGAGAAAGCAGGUGACGCUCAACAAAAGGUCCAAAUACAUUUGGAGCACAUAUUAGAUUUAAUAGUGCGUGUGUGUGUGGGCACAUGGGUGUGUGUGUGUGUGUGUGUGUGUGGGCACAUGGGUGUGUGUGUACAAGUGUAAGAAACUUAAGAGCAGCUUAAGAUGUCUUUUCACAACAUCAGUCAUGUGUACGAUGUGCUGUUGAUUCAGAUUAUCAGUCACAGUAGGUUGAAAGACUGAAGAUGUUCUGUCAAAGUGAACAUGACAGACCACAGCAUAGCCCAUAGUUUGCAGAAUAUUUCUUGAAUUAAUUGGCAAACAUCUCUUACUAAUCUUAAACAAUCCCAAAUUGGAAACUGACUAUAAUAAGAUAACGUUUCAAAAACAAAAUGUUCUCACAUUUCUCGAUUGAGCAGCCUUGUUAUUUUGGAGUAAUGGUGAGGGUAUUGCCUGCAGUGUCCAUACAUAUGUAAUGGUGAGGGUAUUGCCUGCAGUGUCCAUACAUACGUAAUGGUGAGGGUAUUGCCUGCAGUGUCCAUACAUACGUAAUGGUGAGGGUAUUGCCUGCAGUGUCCAUACAUACGUAAUGGUGAGGGUAUUGCCUGCAGUGUCCAUACAUACGUAAUGGUGAGGGUAUUGCCUGCAGUGUCCAUACAUACGUAAUGGUGAGGGUAUUGCCUGCAGUGUCCAUUCAUACGUAAUGGUGAGGGUAUUGCCUGCAGUGUCCAUACAUACGUAAUGGUGAGGGUAUUGCCUGCAGUGUCCAUACAUACGUAAUGGUGAGGGUAUUGCCUGCAGUGUCCAUACAUACGUAAUGGUGAGGGUAUUGCCUGCAGUGUCCAUACAUACGUAAUGGUGAGGGUAUUGCCUGCAGUGUCCAUACAUACGUAAUGGUGAGGGUAUUGCCUGCAGUGUCCAUACAUACGUAAUGGUGAGGGUAUUGCCUGCAGUGUCCAUACAUACGUAAUGGUGAGGGUAUUGCCUGCAGUGUCCAUACAUACGUAAUGGUGAGGGUAUUGCCUGCAGUGUCCAUACAUACGUAAUGGUGAGGGUAUUGCCUGCAGUGUCCAUACAUACGUAAUGGUGAGGGUAUUGCCUGCAGUGUCCAUACAUACGUAAUGGUGAGGGUAUUG